This is a messenger RNA of Prunus armeniaca (apricot), 759 nucleotides long. The record is from the annotation of a GenBank genome assembly. Lineage: Eukaryota; Viridiplantae; Streptophyta; Magnoliopsida; Rosales; Rosaceae.
AUGCUUGUGUUGAAACAAAUUGCUGGAGAAUACAAGUGUCUAAGUCUUUCUUUAGCUGUCUAUCUAGUGGCAACCAUAAACCUUCUGACAGAAUUCAAAAAAGUUACUUGGGAACAUAUCCCAAGAGAAGAAAACUUUGCAGCCAAUGAAUUGGCUCAAGUAGCAACAGGUAUACAAAUGCUUGAAAACUGUGUGCAAAGGAUCAUCAAGGUAGGAAAGAAAAGUCUACCAUCUUUUCUGACCAGAGGAAUGGAGAUAGAUGUCAAUUCUGCCAUAAUCACUGAAGAUGAUUGGAGAAAUCCCAUCAUAAAUUACUUGCAGUAUCCAACCUUGCCUUCUAAGAAAAGAGUCAGAAUCAUGGCUUUGAAUUACCUUAUGUGGAAUGGAGAUUUGGUUCGAAAAAGCAAGGAUGAGGUACUUCUAAGGUGCUUAGGAAAGAAGGAAUACAUGAAGAUCAUGAGAGAAACACAUGAAGGAAUCUGUGGAGCUCAUCAAGUUGGAAGAAAAAUGUGCUGGUUAAUUAGAAGGUAUGACUACUUCUGGCCAACCAUGAUGAAGGAUUGCAUUAACUAUUCCAAAGGAUGUGAGGCUUGUCAAAGGCAUGACCCAAUCCAGCAGGGUCCUUCAGUUCCCACGAAUCCAGUAGUAAAACCAUGGCCAUUCAUAGGAUGGGCAGUGGAUCUCAUUGGAAAGAUUUAUCUAGCUAGUAGCGAACAACACUGCUUCAUCAUUGUAGCAAUAUAUUAUUUCUCCAAAUAG